GGGGGGUGUGCGGAGAGGGGAGCCCCGGGAGCGUGAGCCGCCGGCGCCGCUGCAGAGCCCGAGCGAAUCCUGACACCCGGCAGCAGGGUGCCCUACGUGCAUGGCUGUGUCCCUGUGUUUCUUAUGGAACCCAAGCUUGGAGAUGCUGACGGCACACUUCGGCACAGCUGAGCCCCACUAGACACCCAGAAGACCCAUGGCUCUGGUCGGCUCCUUCAACAUGACCCACCCCCAGCCUGCCCUAGGAGGAGGAAUCUCCGAGGUUGAGAUCAUCUCCCAGCACGUGGACGAGGAGACCAAGAGUAUGGCACCGGUGCACUUGGUGAACUUUGCUGAUCGGGACUUGCCCCUGGCUGCCAUCGACCUCUCCACGGCCGGCUCGCAGCUCCUGUCAAACCUGGAUGAAGAUUACCAAAGAGAAGGGUCUAACUGGCUGAAGCCGUGCUGUGGGAAGCGAGCAGCCACGUGGCAGGUAUUUUUGCUCAGUGCGAGUCUCAACAGUUUCCUGGUAGCCUGUGUAAUAUUGGUGGUGAUUCUCCUGACCCUGGAACUGCUAAUAGAUGUAAAGCUUCUCCACUUUUCCAGCGCCUUCCAGUUCGCGGGCGUCAUUCACUGGAUCAGCCUCAUCAUCCUGUCCGUGUUCUUGUCCGAGACUGUCCUGCGGAUUGUGGUGCUUGGCAUCUGGGAUUACAUCGAGAACAAAAUCGAGGUGUUUGACGGGGCUGUGAUCAUCCUGUCCCUGGCCCCGAUGGUGGCGUCCACGGUGGCCAACGGGCCCCGGAGCCCCUGGGACGCCAUCAGCCUCAUCAUCGUGCUCCGGGUGUGGCGCGUGAAGAGAGUCAUCGAUGCCUACGUGCUGCCGGUGAAGGUGGAGAUGGAGAUGGUCAUCCAGCAAUACGAGAAGGCCAAGGCCGUCCAGGACGAGCAGCUGGAAAGGCUGACGCAGAUCUGUCAGGAGCAGGGGUUUGAGAUCCGGCAGCUGCGCGCACACCUGGCGCAGCAAGACCUGGAUUUGGCGGCGGAGCGGGAGGCGGCGCUACAGGCCCCACACGUGCUGCGCCAGCCACACAGCCGCUACAAGGUGGUGGAGGCCGGCGUGUGGGAUGAGGAAACGGUGGCCGAGAGCGGCGUGGAGGAGUUGCGACCCUCGCCAGAAGCGGCGGUAAAAGAUGACAUGAACAGCUACAUCAGUCAGUACUACAACGGGCCCAGCAGCGACAGCGGCGUCCCUGAGCCAGCCGUGUGCAUGGUCACCACGGCCGCCAUUGAUAUCCACCAGCCCAACGUCUCCUCAGAUCUCUUCUCAUUGGACGCGCCCCUGAAGCCGGGCACCAGCGGCACCUGCGCGAGUGCCACCUCAGAGAGCGCCUCCCGUUCCGCCUGCAGCUCUGUCACCAGGGCCCAGAGCGCCAGCAGCCAGACGCUGGGCUCCUCCACGGACUGCAGCAGCACAGCCCGCGAUGAGCAGUCCUCGGAGCCUGUCCCCUGUCCCCUGCCACUGCCUCCACCCCCGCCACCCCAGCAGCAGCAGAGGGUGGUCCAGGACCUGCUGUCCUCCUUGUCGGAAGAGCCCUGCCCAUCCCAGGGGGCCUUGGACCUAGCCCCCAGGGCCCUGCCCAGCCCCUCCGGCUCAGCUCCCAGUAGCCCUGAGUUGGGGCGCAGGGUGUGUCUGUUCAACCAGAAGAACCAGGAGGUCUUACGGGCCUUCCCAACCCAGCCGGUCAUCCGCUGCCCGCCCACUGCACCGGCACUGCAGGACAAGUGCAGGUUGUUGGAACCCCAGGAGCAGAAGCUGCACCGGGUACCUGAGGCCUAGAAGCUGCCCCCAGGGGGUGCUGGCGGGUAGCAGGGGGAGAACAGCCAUCUGGACACUCUCCCUGGGGGAACCGGGAGCCCACCUGGCCACCCCCAGGGUGCUGCCUGCCUCCGGGAGGUGGGAAGGGGGGACACACCAGGCCAUGUGGGCCCCGCGCCUCCCCACACCUCAGAGCCCAGAGCUGGCACCUCCUCUUGCCCUGUCAGUGGGGAGAAGGGUGGUGCUCAGGGUGAGUGGUUUUGCAUUUUUGUUUCCGUUUUUAACCAUUUUUACAAAAGAAAACCAGCCUGUGGCCUAGCUUCAGCUGGGUGGAGUGCCAGGGCCAGCUCAGCCUCUUGCGUUGCCUUCCUUCCCGACAGCCCACCCUAGACCCUUGGGAACAGCACUGUGAGCAGGGGCUGCCGGCCCUAUCCCCAAGCCUUCCUACCCAGGAGGCCUGGGCCCUGGAGGUGGGGGAGGGGCAGGCGACCAGACCAGAGCCCACCCCUCCCCCCAGCCCAAGCCUGUACCAUUCCUUCUUCAUGCUCUCAUCUCAGCAUGGGCAUCCCACAGUCCUUGCAAGACAGGUCUCAUUUUCACCAUCACGGGACAUCCGGG
Ochotona princeps (American pika) is the source of this 2413-nucleotide messenger RNA. RefSeq names its product transmembrane protein 266 (gene TMEM266). Bases 197 to 1816 code for a protein of 539 amino acids. The record is from RefSeq and is a predicted model, not a curated record. Gene Ontology annotation, cellular component: plasma membrane. The transcript is spliced from 11 exons. Lineage: Eukaryota; Metazoa; Chordata; Mammalia; Lagomorpha; Ochotonidae. Gene Ontology annotation, molecular function: monoatomic ion channel activity; voltage-gated channel activity. Gene Ontology annotation, biological process: transmembrane transport; monoatomic ion transport.